This is a messenger RNA of Aureobasidium musti, 513 nucleotides long. The record is from the annotation of a GenBank genome assembly. NCBI's taxonomy places the organism in Eukaryota, Fungi, Ascomycota, Dothideomycetes, Dothideales, Saccotheciaceae.
AUGGCCACAUCAAGCAUUCUCACUCCACUCAAAGAGCUCAAAGUCGCCAAACAUCAGAUCCCAGCACAUGGCUUGACGCCCAACACAUCAAUCCAGAACAAACCUCUGCUAUUAUACAGAAAUGCAUUCAAGACAAACACUAGUGCGGGUCAGAUUGAAGAACACCUGACCAACGUGGGUGUAGUGGACCCAGCAUGGAGCACCUCGCACGAAGUUCUCGCCAUCUGCAAUGGAGAAGCCAAACUUUGCUUCGGGCAUGAAGACAACCCAAGCCGUGUAGAGGAAACACUGAAGCAAGGGGAUGUGGUUGUUGUGCCUGCAGGUGUAGCUCACAGACUGCUGGAAGACAUCAAAGGAGGAUUUGAGAUGGUUGGCUCGUAUCCUAGGGGAUUGAGUUGGGAUAUGUGUUAUGGAAAGAAAGGAGAGGAGAGCAAGGUUAAAGGGAUUGAGAAAUUGGGAUGGUUUGAGAAGGAUCCGGUGUAUGGAGAGGAAGGACCUGCUCUGGAGGGUUGA